Bacillus rossius redtenbacheri is the source of this 6176-nucleotide messenger RNA. RefSeq lists its product as uncharacterized. The record is from RefSeq and is a predicted model, not a curated record. The transcript has 12 exons. NCBI's taxonomy places the organism in Eukaryota, Metazoa, Arthropoda, Insecta, Phasmatodea, Bacillidae. Gene Ontology annotation, molecular function: protein binding. Bases 1 to 2427 code for a protein of 808 amino acids.
AUGUCAGGAUGCAAGCAAGUCAAGAGGUCCGCCUCGGUGGCGCUGGUGCUCUCGCUCCUGACGUCGUGCCACGCCGCCAGCGGCGGCAGCCACAACAUCUGCGGCGGCUACAAUGGGCGCCGCCUGUACCUGGAGACGGGCGAGCGCGGCACGCUGACAGCCGAUAAUGCGACGACGGGCGGUGCUCGCGACAAGUGCCGUCUCGACCUGGUGACGUGCCCCGCCUGCGUCAUCUCCGUGGUGUUCCGGCACCUGGACCUGCCCCGGCGGUGCGCGGGUGGCGGCGGCGUCCCGGCCGCCGGCGCUCCGGGCGGCCACGCCUGCCACUGCGGCGUUGUGCGGCUGUCUGAGCCUCCGUACGACGCUGCCUCCCAGGUGCAGUUCUGCGGGGCGCACCCUUCCCCGUCCGCAGCCCUGCCCGCCUACAGGUCGCUGACGCGGACUCUCGCAGUGGCGCUCUUGUACAGCGAGCCCCACCAGCAUGCCUUCACCCUCGAGUACGCUGUGGAACGCAAUCGCCAGCUACUCAACGACUCCGUGGGUGGGGUUGUGGCGUCUGGCAACUCCACCGAUGGGGACGUCCUCAAGUCUCCGUUCUUCCCAUCUCCGUACCCCCGAGACUUGGGCAUAGAGUACAUAAUUAGCUGCCACCCAGGCAGGUCUGCCAACUGCAGGAUUCGUUUGCUGUUUGAGGACUUUCAUCUUUCUGCUGAUUCUAUCAUUGAGUUUUUCGACUGGAACGGCCAGAGGCUGGAGGUGAGCAGUGGGAUGGUGUUCCGCCCACCUGUCAUCAUUUCCAGCGGGCCCUCUCUGCUCGUCAGGUUUUAUGCCAACGGGGGCACAGACAUCGGCUACAAGGCCACGUACUCAUUCCUCACAAGUAAUUUUGAGGAUAAGAUUAUAAAGCCGAUAACAGACUGUGGUGGUUAUGUGGAAAACCCUGGAGGAGCCAUAACAAUGAUGAACAUGGUGGAAGUAGGAAUGAAGAGAUAUGACUGUGUAUGGCUUAUUCGACCGCCACAACACUUUUUACAGCUAAAGACACAUCUGUAUUUGAAAGUGGAAGCAUUUUUCGACAUGGGUGGUGGCACGGAGCUGACGAUUAUCCAAGGGUUGACUUCGGAACAGCCGGUGCUAGAUAUGCUUCGCUACCCAAUGGCCGGCUCCCGUGGCAGGGAGCUCGUGGUCCCCAUCAGCGAUGGCUUCUACGUCAGCCUGCGGGGCUCCUUCGGCCCUGCUUCUCGGCUGGCCGUCAUCUACGCUGCGUUCAGCUACAUGGAUUGCUACACCUCGUUUGAUUUUCCAUGUAAAAACCACAGGUGCAUUCCAUCUCAGUUACAUUGUGAUGGUUUUGAUCAUUGUGGUGACAAUUCAGAUGAGCCUGAGAAUUGUUACAAAGAAUGGGCCUUAGAAACUCGAGAUCGGCGUUGGUAUUCCCAUACUCCAAAUUACUAUUUCCCAAAGAUGGCGCCAUAUCCUGACCUCAAAACUGCAACAUUGGUGUUCGUUAUCAGUAGCACAGGUUUAAUUUUUCUGAUUUCUGCCAUGAUCAUACUGCUGUAUCGCCUUGGAGCCCGAGCCAGGCAACAGAGAGAGUUACAGAACCAGCUUCGCACCAUUAGCGACCUACUUGAUGAUGCGUUGCACGAUGACGUGCAGCCUGACGACCCACCAGUGUACGAAGCUCCCCCCGACUACGAUGAGGUGAUCAAAGUGUUCCUGGAUGCUGCUGGAAACCAACGUCGUAGGAAAAGGCGAAACAUCCGAAAGCAACAGUCUAUCCGUAGCCGAUCAUGCCCAAGAAGUAACACGCAAAGCAACAUCAGCAUGGUGCGGAACGCUCUUCUCAACAUCCCCAGCAGUUCCGCGGGUUGCUCCGCCCAAGGCCAAGCCUCGCGCCCGGUCCUCGGGCAGUUGACCGUCAACCUCCAGGGCAUCACCAGCCGCAGCUGCCAGACGACGCCCUUGCCGGACUCACCGCCUCCGCCCUACGCACCCACCCCCUGCCCCUCCGUCCUCUCCCGGGUGCACAGCGAGGGCGACCUGAUCUCCCGCGAGCUGGAACGAGGCUUCCCCGGCGCCGGACAGUCGUGCCGCAUCGCCUCCCCCGAGUCCGGUGGCAGCAGCCCGCCUGAUUCCCUGCCGCCUUCCGUGAACUCGGAGGACAGCCGGCCUUCUUCCCGUCCCCUUCACGUCGGCCACCACUCCUUCGACUUCCUCGUGGAGAGGACCGUGGGCCCGAGCAGGCUGCCGCACCGGUUCCGGCCCUCUGCCGCGGUGGCGCCCCUGGGCGGCAGGCUCUCCCCGCCAGCGCUGGCGAAGGCCUGCUCGUGUGCUGGUGAGUGCGGCUGCCUGCGUGCCGGGCCCCAGCGGCACGCCAGGAGCUUCUCCGUCGAUGCCGCCGUCCUCAUGUCGCCGUUCGUCUGAGAGCACUGUGGGUCUUGCUAGUCCAUUUGAGAUUCUUUCGUUAAAUAUCAGGAACACGUUCAAUUAAUUUUUACUAGAUAACAUUGGGUCUUUUUAUUUGCAUAUUUGUGAAUAUAUAUAUUUUUUUUAUUACUUAAUUUAUGUACUAAUUAUACUGUUUCUAGUGUUGGUUAGGUGUUUACUUGUAUUAUUUUUCAAUUUAUUGGUUUUAAUUUUUUUUUAAAUUUUAGUUUUUGUAGCUGUAAACUUUUUCAUACAGGAAGAGCAAAAUUUAAUGAUGAAAUUUUGGCUAAAUUACAAUUCUAAAUAAAGCUUUACAUUGUAGGGAAUACAUACAUAUAUGUAUAAUAAAAAGUCUUAAGAUGUCAAAUGGUAAUUACUGAAUAGCAUUUGCAGAAAAUAAAAUUUUAGAUCUUUCUAUUUGGAUUUUUGUUUUUGUUUAAGUUACAAUGUAAAAAUGCAACUAAUAUGUAACUAUUUUAUUAUUUUCUACACUUAAUAGAGAAAUCACUUUAUGAGAAUAGAAGUCCAUCUUUAUUACAAAUAAAAUAGUAGUUAAAUAUAAAAUAGCACUAAUACAAAAUAUAAAACAUAACUAAUACAAUGAAUACUUUCGAAGUAGAAUGAGGCAAAAAAAAAUUAAUGAAUGGCUUUCAAAUUUUCUCUUGAAUUUGAUUAGAGACAAUAAGGUUUGAUGAAAUGAGAGUGAAGCAUUUUUGAAAUAAAUAUUUGAGGGAAAGGGAGUGACAAUAUCUGCCACAUUUCCCAUGGAACAUAAUUUUGGUUUUGCUCAACCAGGAAUCAAUCUUGGAUUAUCUUGAGGGGAGGUAGUUGAACUGACCACUCAACCAUCAUGGCUCCAAGAACUACAUAUAAGAACUUAAGUUGAAAGUACAAACUAAAGCUCAACCAUUCUUAUGUUACAAUAUAAUUGAAGAACUUUAGUUUUUAUUUAUGUACGACUAGAAAAAUUAAGCCUUUGUUGACAUAUAAACCUUUACCAUUUCAUUUUCCGAUAUAACUGUUUAUGAUGUUUGUUAUGUUAGCAAUUUUAGUUACAAAUAUUGUGUAGUUACACUGACCAGAAGUGACAAACUUUGGUGUGACUAGUCUCUGCGAGAUUGCGGACACAGGUAACAAUCAAAUUGCGAGUGAUUCGAUGGGAAUUUGUGAUUUCAUGAUUUUGCAUAACCAUAUACACUGAUUAAAUCAAUUAAGGGUGCAAUUACCUCUAAACUGAAUAGCAAAUGUGAGAGGUUCAAAUCUUUCCACGGUUAAUGUUGGAAAUGGCCACUUUAUUUGAGUCACUUGUACCUGUCACAUCAUAUUCUGUGACUUCAUAAUGUGGUCACAUAUUACAUAUUUUGUGAUUAUCUCUCAGAGUUACGCAAGUGUUUACUGUCUAUUCCAAUAGACCAAAUGUUUCUGAUAGCCCAAAAGGUGAAAAUCUGAAGAAUUCAUUUCAAGAAUUGCAGGUCCUUUGAGAUCAUGCAGUCACCAAAGAAGUGUAUAGUGAUGAGUGAUGGAUGACUAUUGAUAUAGAAGUAUAGCAUGUUAUGCAAUCAACUUGAUAUCAGGGCCGCAACUAGGGGGGAGCAAGCGGGGCAUACGCCCCGGGCGCAAAGCUGUGGGGGCGCCGAAAUCGCUUGCAUUGUAAUGCCUACUACAACUGGUAACUGGUAAAAAUUUUUUUAACUUGCAUGCCAGGAAUGUCUAAUCUGAUUUACAAUAUAACGUCUCAACAUAUUUAUUUUAAAAUACUCUGAGAAAAAUGUUGAGUUCAUCAUUAACAUAAAAAAAUUGUAAAGGGAGAAGUUAGAAAGUUUUAAUGCGUUAUCUAUACGAAUACAGUACAAUGUUGUCAGAGAGGGUGGUACCACUGGCUGUGAGGAAGCAGUGGCGAUGGAAUAGUGAAUGCCUUAAAAUCCCGGUUUCAGGCUCUUCAAGCAAUUAAUGAAGAGUUUAGCUUUUUAAAUGGGAAUAACAUAUACAAAAUGGAAGUUAAAGAUUUGAAGACUGCAGCCAAAUGGUUGUCUGAAACAUACAAAGAUGACAUCAAUGGAGAAGAAAUAGUUCAAGAAAUGGAAAGUUUUAAACAUCACGCCUUGGAAGUUGAUGACACUAUGAAAACAGCAUCUGCAGCGACCCCCUUGAAGCUCAUUCACAAACACAGAAUUGAAGAAGGAUAUCCAAACCUGACCACAGCCCUUAAGAUAUUUCUUACUCUUCCUGUAACAGUUUCUUCAGGCGAAAGAAGUUUCAGCAAAUUGAAAAUUUUAAAAAAAUAUUUAAGAAAUAGUUUGAGGCAAGACAGACUGUUGAAUUUGAGCAUUUUUUCCAUAGAACACAAGAGAGCAUCCACUAUUUGCUAUGAUAAUAUCAUCAAAAUCUUUGCUGCAAAAAGGUCUCGCAAGUUGAUUUUGAAUCUUUAAAAAACAUUUAUGACGACAAUUUAAUGAACAAGUCUAGUGAUUAUACGGACUCCUUUAUGGACAUAGUGGGUUCAUGCAUGGAAGGUACAGUAGCACAGAAACUGUUACAUGUAUAGGUAUGGAAAAUGCUUAAAUAGCACCAUUUUUCCGUGGGAGGCCCCCGGAUCACCGCUUUAUUGGUGUGGUAUGAGCUAAAAAGAGGGGGGGGGGGGGGUGCAUGAAUCCAUUCAUGCCCCGGGUGCCAGAGACUCUAAUUGCGGCCCUGCUUGAUAUCAUUUAGUUGCUCCUGAAUUCAUUUAAGAUGUAUCCAUAAAUCUGGGAGUUCACUGUUCCUUUGAUAAAAAAAUUAAAAACCAACAUUUCUGAUGCAGAGACAUGUGCAUCAACCCCAACAUUUUCAGAAUGACCCAUGUUGUGGAAAGGAUGUCAGGACUUUCAGUAGUCUGAAACCAUUUGCAAACAACACACAUGCUUUUGUGAGUCUGGUUGCUCUGAUUCCUACACAACUCUUUUUCUGUUUUGUCGCAAACAUGAUGUCUUUGCUACACUCUGACAUGUUCCGUACGAGUAGCCAGUGAGGUUUACAAGUUGUUUUGAAUGUCAUCCAUACUACAAAAUCUGAAAUAGUACAAGUCUUGUACCAAGAAUAAUAAUCCUUAUAUAUCCUCUAAAACAUAAUAUCUUAUCUUUCACACACAUUCGGACUCCCAAAAAGAAGUAAUCACUCAUUAUAAUGGUAAAGGUUUAUAGAGAUUGUACAGGAUUAGCGUGUUUUACUGCAUAAUCGUCGCACUAUUAUUUUAGGGCGUCAAAAUUUGGAGAGAAUUAAUUCUCGCAGUCUGUUAUUCAAUCAGAUAUAUUACAGCUUAUUUAAUUACCAUAAAUACAAAGUUGUCAGAUAUGUAAAUUUUUUUUAAAGUUAUUUUCAAAUGUUAUAACUUUUAUCUGUUCGUCUUUGUCACUGUUGUGUACUGCAUAUAAACAUGUAGCCAGUGUUAGUUGACUUCAUUAGUGUUUUGCUACUUUGAUGCCCAUAUAGAGUACGUGCAAUAGCUCGCCGAUUGAAUGCAACGCACGCGCCCUGUCUAGUGCCGAAUAAACUUCAUUUGAUAGCCCGCAAUCUUUCGUGGUUAGCGUAUACAGGUACUACGACGAUAGUUAUGCGUUAGUUUUGGCUCAUGUUCAGGUCACAGUUUUACUUUUGUCUAUUUAAAGUUGAAUGAAAUAUGUUUUUGUUGCAUGAAUAAUUAAUUUAAAUUGUUUGGUGUGCUUUUGUAUAUGCUGCUUUUUAAUUAAACAUACUUUCCAUGCAAUAAA